CAGCUACCUCAAAAGACUUGUCUUUUACUCUUUUCAUUCAUUUCCUAUUCUCUUUCCUUCCAUAGCACACCACCUCAAAAGGAAUGUUUAACAAUGUUUUGACUCUAAAUGCUGUAAAUUUUGUUCUUAUUUCUUCUUUUGUGUGUAUAAUAAUAAGUUCCUUUUUGCUAGCCCCAAUGAUUGGAUCAAUUUCUCUCGAUUCUUGCCGACAUUGUGAAACCCAGUGAACUCUUGAAGACUGAACAACUGAAGAGUCCUCCCUCGGCUUCCUCCUUACGCAAUAGCCGCGGAGAAAUCUAGGGGCCGCAAAGAAUGUUGCUGAUUUUAUAUAUCCGGAGUGUAUUAUAACAAUCUUCGAUUUAGCGGGAAUCGAUCGGGGGUUUUUCAUGAAAGGCGCGUUAAUGGAGUUGGAUCAGUGAUGGGCUGCGCGGCCUCGAAGAAGGCGGUGUCCGUGACGCCGGCUUUUGAUCACUCCGGCUUGCUCCGGAAAGACGACGGCGGCGAUGCCGGGCCUCGAGUUCGGAGCGGUUCGAAGGGAAUGCAAGUCGAUGCGAAGAGAAUGAAGAGGAGGUCUAGGGUUGGGAUGAGCGAGACACCGAGCCUUAGGCUUGGGAAUAUACAGAAUUAUGCCGAAGCGGAGCAAGUGGCGGCUGGGUGGCCGGCUUGGCUCAGUGCGGUUGCCGGGGAAGCUAUUCACGGUUUGGUGCCGCUCAGAGCUGACUCUUUUCAGACACUGGAAAAGAUUGGUCAAGGUACAUAUAGCACUGUAUUUCAAGCACGUGAUCUAGACAGUGGGAGGAUAGUUGCACUGAAGAAGGUGAGAUUUGAUCAUUUGGAGCCAGGAAGUGUGCAGUUUAUGGCACGAGAGAUAGCGAUACUCCGCAGGCUUGACCACCCAAACAUUAUAAAAUUAGAAGGGAUAGUUGCUUCACAAUUGUCGUGUAGCAUUUAUCUUGUGUUUGAGUACAUGGAACAUGAUGUUUCGGGACUCUUGUCUUGUCCUGAAGUCACAUUCAACGAAUCACAGGUUAAAUGCUACAUGAAGCAGUUAUUGUCUGGGCUUCAUUAUUGCCAUUCUCGGGGUAUAAUGCAUCGAGAUAUCAAAGGAGCAAAUCUUUUGGUAAAUAACGAAGGAAUCUUGAAGGUUGGUGAUUUUGGAUUGGCAAACUUCUGUAACCUUAGGCGGAGAAAACCAUUGACCAGUCGAGUUGUCACAUUGUGGUAUCGUCCCCCCGAGCUAUUAUUAGGUUCCACAGAUUAUGGAGCUUCUGUGGAUCUCUGGAGUGUUGGAUGUGUAUUUGGGGAACUUCUUACUGGUCGACCUAUUCUUCGGGGAAGAACUGAGGUAGAGCAACUGCACAAAAUUUUCAAGCUUUGCGGAUCACCACCAGAUGAAUACUGGAAGAGCUCUAAACUUCCUCGUGCAACGCUUUUUAAACCUCAGAAUCAUUACGAGAGCUGUAUUCGGGAAGCCUUCAGAAAUCUACCGAAAGAUGCAGCCUCCCUGAUAGAAACUCUUCUUAGAGUUGAACCACACAAGCGCGGGACUGCUGCUUCUGCACUUGCAUCUGAGUAUUUUAAGACGAAACCUUUUGCAUGCGAUCCUUCAAGCAUGCCCAAGUACCCACCAAACAAGGAGAUCAAUGCCAGGCAGCGUGAAGAAAUUACGAGGAAGAAGACUGGUGCUAGAGCCCAUCGGCCAAAGACGAUAAGAAAGCUAACUAGAAAACAGAAUGGACUAAGUAAACAUAAGCCAUCAAUUGAUAUGAUGGAAGAGGCUUCCCACAAAAGGAAUGUGUCUCAAAGUGAUGUCCCCUUUUCAGGUCCACUUGAGGUUUCUGGAUCAAGUGGCUUUGCAUGGGCUAAGAGACGGUUUGAUGAUUCAUCCCGAAGAUCAGGAAGUAUGUCUAGUUCGAAAAGCCUACUGUUUGAACCAUCGGGUGUAGAACUGAAAAAUAACUCGGGAUCAAAGAGGCAAGAAAAGUGUGAACACAGAAAUUGCGGUGAGACCAAUUCUAAAUGCCAUGAUUUCUAUGAAAAUGCCAUGCAUGCAGAUCCUUGUGAUGCUUCUGAUUGGUAUCACCCAAAAGAAUUGCCCAUAGCAGUUUAUCUUGAAGAAGAACUGGCUCGCAAGAAGAUGAACUUGGUUGGGGAUCAUGGAGACAGGGUUGAAUAUUCAGGACCUUUGUUGUCUCAGUCACACAGAGUUGAUGAGCUCUUGGAGAAACGUGAGCGCCAGAUAAGACAUGCUGUUCAGAAAUCAUGGUUAUAAAAAGGUAAAAUAGUUUACAUAUGAAUUUAACCCUGUUGUUUGAACCUUAUAAUAUUAUAUCUUCUGGUGAAAGAUUUGUACCUAAACCAGGUUCUCUUUUUAUUUUCUAUUUUUCUCCAUUCUUUCUAUAGAUAAACUGAUUUCAUCUAAAGACCUUAGCUUAGGAUCUAAUCCCUUCUUUACUACUACUGAGACUUAUAUCUG
Ipomoea nil (Japanese morning glory) is the source of this 2476-nucleotide messenger RNA. RefSeq names its product probable serine/threonine-protein kinase At1g54610. Gene Ontology annotation, biological process: protein phosphorylation; positive regulation of transcription elongation by RNA polymerase II. The record is from RefSeq and is a predicted model, not a curated record. The transcript is spliced from 8 exons. NCBI's taxonomy places the organism in Eukaryota, Viridiplantae, Streptophyta, Magnoliopsida, Solanales, Convolvulaceae. Bases 419 to 2272 code for a protein of 617 amino acids. Gene Ontology annotation, cellular component: nucleus; cyclin-dependent protein kinase holoenzyme complex. Gene Ontology annotation, molecular function: cyclin-dependent protein serine/threonine kinase activity; RNA polymerase II CTD heptapeptide repeat kinase activity; ATP binding.